UAAGUUGCUUAACGAAAGCAAACAUUUUUUUUCUUUUACAGAGAUGAACAUUUUUAAACUCCACACUCCACAAAUAAUUUAAAAGUAAGGAAUCGAUGUCCCGCCGCGCGGCAAGCGUGGAUUCCGCCAAGAGCAGUGCGGACAAGGACGAAAAGAAUCGACUGGCCCACCUGGACGCGAUCAUCAAUCAGCUGAAGAACCAGACCCUUGGGAAUCGCAGAGCCGGAAAUCUUUCGGAGUCCACCUUGGUGUAUAUAUGCAGUACGUGUCGGGAGUUGUUCCUGAACCAGCCGAUGCUCCUGGAACUGAGUGCUCCGGUGAAGAUCUGCGGCGACCUGCACGGGCAGUUCAAGGACCUCCUCAGGAUUUUCCAGCAGUGCGGUGUUCCUCCGGUCUCCAACUACCUCUUCCUCGGGGACUACGUGGAUCGGGGUCAGUACUCCCUGGAAACAUUGACACUGCUGCUGACCUACAAGCUGCGCUAUCCGGAGACUUUCUUCCUGCUGCGCGGAAAUCACGAGUCGUCGGAUGUGAAUCGGGUGUACGGAUUCUUCGAUGAAUGCAAACGGCGGUACAGUGUGAAAUUGUGGCGCUCCUUUGUGGACUGCUAUGACUGCAUGCCAGUGGCUGCCAUCGUGGCGGACCGCAUUUUCUGCGUUCACGGCGGUCUGAGUCCGGAUCUGAAGCAGCUGGACGACAUUCGGCGGCUGCAUCGGCCCACCGAGGUGCCCGCCGACGGUCUGCUCUGCGACCUGCUCUGGUCGGAUCCGGACGAGACGACCGGAACGUGGGCGGCCAACGAUCGCGGUGUCAGCUUCACCUUCGGCACCGGCGUGGUGGAAGGCUUCCUGCUGCAGUACAAGUUCAACCUGAUUGUGCGUGCCCAUCAGGUGGUCGAGGAUGGCUACGAGUUCUUCGCCGAUCGCCAGUUGGUCACCAUCUUCUCGGCUCCGAACUACUGCAACAUCUUCGACAAUAGCGGAGCGGUUCUGGUGGUCGACCCCAAUCUCGUCUGCCACUUCAUCAUCAUCCGUCCCAAGCCUUCGAUCCGGCCGUUGCCCUUUGAGUCGGACAGUGGAUCGCCAACUCCGUCCGCUGCAGCAGGACCACCGCCUUCGGCCAAGGAGAAGAAAGUGUUUUAAAACGUAUUUGCCCAAUAUAAUUUUAAUUACACUGUGACAUUACUUUAAAGCUUA
Molecule: messenger RNA, 1196 nt
Organism: Drosophila elegans
Lineage: Eukaryota; Metazoa; Arthropoda; Insecta; Diptera; Drosophilidae
Gene: PpD5
Product: serine/threonine-protein phosphatase alpha-2 isoform
Exons: 1
Coding region: 96-1142 (348 amino acids)
Cellular component (GO): nucleus; cytoplasm
Molecular function (GO): protein serine/threonine phosphatase activity
Source: RefSeq, a predicted model, not a curated record